This is a messenger RNA of Sceloporus undulatus (fence lizard), 886 nucleotides long. RefSeq names its product U2 small nuclear ribonucleoprotein A'-like. Gene Ontology annotation, biological process: mRNA splicing, via spliceosome. Gene Ontology annotation, cellular component: U2 snRNP. The record is from RefSeq and is a predicted model, not a curated record. Lineage: Eukaryota; Metazoa; Chordata; Lepidosauria; Squamata; Phrynosomatidae. Gene Ontology annotation, molecular function: protein binding; U2 snRNA binding.
UUUUGUGGUGCUCCGUCAGGAUAUAAGAUUCCUGUGAUUGAAAACCUGGGCGCCACCUUGGACCAGUUUGACGCUAUUGAUUUCUCCGACAACGAGAUCCGGAAGUUAGAUGGGUUUCCUUUGCUGAAGAGGCUGAAAACUUUGCUAAUGAAUACAAGCUUGAGUUGCCGAAUAGGUGAAGGAUUGGAACAGUCCCUGCCAAACCUCAAGGAACUCAUUCUUACUAACAAUAACAUCAUGGAAUUGGGUGAUCUAGAUCCUUUGGCAACUGUCAAAUCACUGACUUACCUGAGCAUUUUGAGGAAUCCUGUGACAAAUAAGAAACAUUAUAGGUUGUAUGUAAUCUACAAGGUGCCACAGGUCAGAGUGCUGGAUUUCCAGAAAGUGAAAUUAAAAGUAACGUCAGGAGCAGAGAAAAUGUUCAAGGGCAAACGGGGUGCACAGCUUGCAAAGGAUAUUGCCAGGAGAGCAAAAAAAGUAGAUACGGGUGCUGGUUUGCCAACUGACAAAAGAACUGGCCCUCCCCAGGAGAUGUGGGAAGCUAUCAAGAAUGCCAUUGCUAAUGCCACAACUCUGGCUGAAGUAGAGAGACUCAAAGGCUUGUUGCAAGCUGGGCAGAUACCUGGUAGAGACCGUAAAGCAGGCCCUUCGGAUGAGACAGAAGAAGAGAUGGAGGAAGACUCAAUUGCCAACGGGUCUUAAAUUGCAUUUUCCUACUUUAUGUCCUGAAGAAGACUGUUGUACUGUUUGCCUUCUGAUUUAUUGCUGACGAAAUGUUUUGGUUGAGUUUUUUGCUCAAAGAGCACCAUUAAUGUAUGUGGGUUAUAGUUUGUAAAUUUUAUACUGUACGUCUUGAAGGAAAAUAAAAAUCUUUUUUGCAAAUGCA